UUCUGUGCUGUGUGACUAGUGACCAAGAUGCCUGAGCCGGCGAAAUCUGCUCCCGCGCCCAAGAAGGGCUCUAAGAAAGCGGUGACCAAGACCCAGAAGAAGGGGGAUAAGAAGCGCCGCAAGACCAGGAAGGAGAGUUACUCCAUUUACGUCUACAAGGUGCUGAAGCAGGUUCACCCCGACACCGGCAUCUCUUCCAAGGCCAUGGGCAUCAUGAACUCCUUCGUCAACGACAUCUUCGAGCGCAUCGCCGGGGAGGCGUCUCGCCUGGCGCAUUACAACAAGCGCUCCACCAUCACCUCCCGGGAGAUCCAGACCGCCGUGCGCCUGCUGCUGCCCGGGGAGCUGGCCAAACACGCCGUGUCGGAGGGCACCAAGGCGGUUACCAAGUACACCAGCUCCAAGUAAACACGGGCUGUGUGGCUCUCCGCCAGAGAGACGUCAAUUUCAAAACCCCAAAGGCUCUUUUAAGAGCCACCCACCUUCUCCAUGAGAGGGCUGCGAUCACGGCACGUGGCGUGAGCAACUUGUCUUGCCAAGGCAGCUCCCAGCAAAAGGCACAUAAGAUUUUUUUAGUUACUCUAAUUGGCUUCUUCGAUCUGCUGCUUAUUGGGGGGUUUUCCCGGUGCCCGUUCGGCUUUAGCAAGCCUCGAUUGGCUUCUUGCUUCCUUUAAUUGCCUGUUUAUGAUCAUUAGCUUUGUUUAAGUGGGAGGUGGAUCCGGGAUGGGAUGGGAUGGGCUUGCUUGUUCCUGCCAUGAAAAGGCGGCGCAACUUUUUAAAUACUGUAGACGGGGGAGCUUUUACUGUUCCACGUCAGUGGUUUCGGUAGGAUUUAAUGAUCAGAGAGUUUGUGGUGCUUCUAUCCGGUACUAAGUGCUGAUUAAAAUCAAAGUUUAAAACCGAAUAGAAUUUUAACACUAGCUUUAGACGACGCAGGUUGAGAAGUGUCUGUACGGCUGGGUCUGGUGCUUAGAUUACCCCCACAGACACGAUUUGCUCUUAAAAGUCACGAGGCAUAAUCCGCAAUAACCCAGAGUCAGCGACCGGCUUCUGACCCGCUGCUCACAAAACUCUCGCCGUGCACAAGCGGCGCUUUUUGCCGAAUACCCCGUUUCGCUGCCAACCUCCCACCCCGGGGAAGGGGAGAUGGGGACACCCAGGCGCGACCUGAAAUCCCUAGUCCAUGGAAUCUCCGCGGCUGAGCGAGGGCCCCUCUUCACCUGCAACGACGUUUGGGGGGCGGGAAUCAA
This is a messenger RNA of Mauremys mutica (yellowpond turtle), 1250 nucleotides long. RefSeq names its product histone H2B 8. Lineage: Eukaryota; Metazoa; Chordata; Testudines; Geoemydidae. Gene Ontology annotation, cellular component: nucleosome. The transcript has a single exon. Gene Ontology annotation, molecular function: protein heterodimerization activity; DNA binding; structural constituent of chromatin. The record is from RefSeq and is a predicted model, not a curated record. The coding region runs from base 28 to 408 and encodes 126 amino acids.